This is a messenger RNA of Fukomys damarensis (Damara mole-rat), 2404 nucleotides long. RefSeq names its product tudor and KH domain containing (gene Tdrkh). Lineage: Eukaryota; Metazoa; Chordata; Mammalia; Rodentia; Bathyergidae. The record is from RefSeq and is a predicted model, not a curated record. Gene Ontology annotation, biological process: spermatogenesis. Bases 22 to 1704 code for a protein of 560 amino acids. Gene Ontology annotation, molecular function: RNA binding. The transcript has 13 exons.
GAUUUAAGAGUACAGCAGAAAAUGUCCACCAAGCAGACUUCUUGGACGAGCCUGUCCACCAUUCAGAAAGUCGCACUGGGCCUCGGGGUCCCUGCCAGCGCCGCCGUGGCCUACAUCCUGUACCGGCGGUACAGGGAAAGCAGGGAAGAGCGGCUGACAUUCGUUGGGGAGGACGACAUCGAGAUAGAGAUGCGGGUUCCCCAGGAGGCUGUGAAGCUCAUCAUCGGCCGGCAGGGAGCCAAUAUUAAACAGCUGCGGAAGCAGACAGGCGCUCGGAUCGAUGUGGACACGGAGGACAUAGGCGAAGAGCGAGUGCUGCUCAUCAGUGGCUUUCCCGUUCAGGUGUGCAAGGCCAAAGCGGCGAUCCACCAGAUCCUGACGGAGAACACCCCAGUGUCUGAGCAGCUCUCGGUGCCCCAGAGGGCUGUGGGCAGAAUCAUAGGGAGAGGCGGCGAGACAAUUCGUUCUAUCUGCAAGGCCUCAGGAGCCAAAAUUACCUGUGACAAAGAGUCGGAGGGGACAUUACUGCUGUCGAGACUUAUCAAAAUCUCAGGAACACAGAAGGAAGUGGCAACAGCCAAGCAUUUGAUCCUGGAGAAGGUGUCAGAAGACGAAGAACUUCGGAAGAGAAUCGUGCAUUCUGCAGAAGCCAGGAUUCCACGCAAGCAGCCGAUCAGCGUGAGAAGGGAGGAGAUGACAGAGUCGGGCGGCGCUGGGGAGCCAGCUUUAUGGAGAAAUGCCAGCUGUGGUGGCAGGCAGGCUGCACCCCUGGCGGUCCCUCCCCGCAAGGGAGGUGGCGACCCGGCUGUGGUGGGACCAAAAGAAGGUUCCUGGGAAGAACCCGAUAACAGCUUUCAGAAGUCUGGAGCCCAGACCAGCCCAGAGAAGUCCAUUUUUGAAAUCCCCAGUCCGGACUUCAGUUUCCAUGCCGAUGAGUACCUGGAGGUCUAUGUGUCUGCAUCUGAACACCCCAACCACUUCUGGAUCCAGAUCGUUGGCUCCCGCAGCCUGCAGCUCGAUAAACUCGUGAGCGAGAUGACCCAGCACUACGAGAACAGUCCACCGGAAGACUUGACCGUGCACGCAGGAGACAUUGUAGCUGCGCCCUUAUCUGCCAACGGCUCCUGGUAUCGAGCGCGGGUCCUUGGCACGUUGGAGAAUGGGAACCUGGACCUCUAUUUCGUUGACUUUGGAGAUAAUGGAGAUUGCCCACUGGGGGACCUCAGGGCUCUCAGGAGUGACUUCCUCAGCCUUCCAUUUCAAGCAAUAGAAUGUAGUCUGGCGCGGAUCGCCCCUUCAGGUGAGCAGUGGGAAGAGGAAGCUCUAGAUGAGUUUGAAAGACUCACCUACUGCGCCGACUGGAAGCCACUGGUGGCCAGGAUCUCUAGCUAUGUCCAGACUGGGAUCUCCACUUGGCCAAAGAUCUACUUAUACGAUACCAUCAAUGGGCAGAAGCUGGAUAUUGGGCUAGAAUUAGUUCGAAAAGGGUAUGCCAUUGAGCUUCCGGAAGACAUGGAAGAAAGCGGAGCUGUCCCGGGCAUGCUGAAGGACAUGGCCACAGAAACAGAUGCUUCUCUCGCCAGCCUGCUGACUGAGCCCAAAAAGAGCCCUGGAGAGAUGGCACAUACCCUGUCCUGCCUCAGCUUAUCAGAAGCUGCCUCUAUGUCUGGUGAUGAAAACCUCGAAGACGACUACUUACUCUGAAGCCUGGGCUUCCGCCUGCUUUGCUGACCUGGCACAGGAGUUGCUUCCUGGAGAGAAGUCUGAUAAAGAGAUACAUGCAGUCCUUCCUUUAUUACACACUUUGUUACUGUCUGGCUAGCUGUGGACCAAAUCCCUUUUCACCUUGGGGCCAGAGGAAGACAAAUACUUUCCCUUCCCAUGUCGCCCACCCCAACCCCUCCUGCGUCUUCCCAGAACCCUGCUGUUAGGCUCUGCCAACUCAGGCUCCCCUCGGCUCGUGCCCGUCACAACGCAGACUCCUAGGCCGUGACCUUUCUGAGGCUGGGAAAUAGCCGUGCGUUGGUUACUGGGAGCAGUGAUGACUGCAGACUUGUGACUCCCCUCCCUGGGUCCCUCUUGCUAAGGGAAGCAUUAGAGUACUGGACUCAAAGACAAGCUGAGCCAGGAAGAAAAGGCAAAAAUUAGCAUAGAUCUAUUAAAAAGCCUUGGGAGGUAGGACGAGAGGCCACCUCCCCUCUCCCACUGCCGAUGUGUUCUUGGAGACAGGAUUCUGAAACCGUGCUCCAGCUAUUUCUUGUAAACUUUAGUUAAAAAUGAAGAGAGGUGGCUUGGGAAGUAUUCUCAGUUGCUGGUAUAUUAUAUGUGUGAAAUACACUGAAAGAACGUACACAUUUGGGUUACAAUCAUUUGAGGGAUUCUUUGCUAAAUAAAAUUCUGAGUU